This is a messenger RNA of Penicillium nucicola, 1632 nucleotides long. Its product is annotated as amino acid permease. The transcript has 3 exons. Gene Ontology annotation, molecular function: amino acid transmembrane transporter activity. The record is from RefSeq and is a predicted model, not a curated record. Gene Ontology annotation, cellular component: membrane. Bases 1 to 1632 code for a protein of 543 amino acids. Gene Ontology annotation, biological process: amino acid transmembrane transport. Lineage: Eukaryota; Fungi; Ascomycota; Eurotiomycetes; Eurotiales; Aspergillaceae.
AUGGCCGAUAUCGAGAAACAGCCUUAUGGGGACUCCUCCACCUUCAAGGGCCCUGGCACAGCAGCUGAGGAUGUCCCGAUCCCUUCAAACCCUAUGGUCAACGCCGACAAGCUGGCUCGUCGCCUGUCUGGCCGACAGGUGCAGAUGAUCGCCAUCGGCGGAACGAUCGGUACAGGUCUGUUCCUCGGCACGGGCGAGUCGCUUGCUAAGGGUGGGCCUGCGUCGAUGCUGAUUGCUUAUGCCAUCUGUGGUGCUAUUGUCUUCAUCACUAUGCUUUGCUUGGGUGAAAUGGCUGCCUUCAUGCCUGUAGCUGGAUCGUUCUGUACCUAUGCUGGUCGUUUUGUUGAUGAUGCGCUUGGUUUUGCUUUGACUUGGAAUUAUUGGUUCAAUGAUGCUGUUUCUACGGCUUCUGAUAUCAUUGCUUUGCAGCUCUUAUUGCAGUAUUGGACUGAUAAUUUCCCUGGCUGGGCAAUCAGUUUGAUUUUCUUGCUCGUGGUCAUUGGAUUGAACGUUCUAUCUGUCAAGGUCUACGGUGAGGUUGAAUAUUGGUUGAGUCUACUCAAAGUCAUCACAAUCGUCAUCUUCAUCAUCCUCGGCAUAGCCGUCAACUGCGGUGGAAACACCGACCACCAGUACAUCGGCGGCAAAAACUGGCAUAUAGGUGACGCUCCCUUCGUCGGCGGAAUCGGCGGCUUCGCCUCAGUCUUCGUAACAGCCUCAUUCGCAUACGGCGGAACCGAGUCCAUCGCCAUUACAGCCGGAGAGACCAAAAGCCCAGCAAAGACCAUGCCAAAGGUCGUCCGCAACGUCUUCUGGCGCAUCAUCCUCUUCUACCUCCUCUCGAUCCUAAUUGUCGGCCUCAACGUCCCCUACAACUACCCAAACCUCAACGCAGGCGACACCAAAACAAGUCCCUUCACAAUCGUCUUCUCCCAAGCCGGCUCAACAAUCGCAGGAAGCUUCAUCAACGCCGUCAUCAUGACAUCCGUCAUCUCAGCCGCCAACCACGCCCUCUUUGCCGGCUCCCGCCUCCUCUUCACCCUCGCCGUCGACGGCUACGCGCCCCGCUUCUUCGGCCAUCUCAACCGUUUCCACGUACCUUGGGUCGCAGUCCUCGCCACAGCCGUCAUCAGCGGUCUCUGCUUCGGAGCGAGCUACAUCGGCGCCGGCAAGCUCUGGUCCUGGCUGCAGAACAUCGUCGGUGUUUCAAACCAGCUUUCGUGGAUCUGUAUUGGUCUCGCGUCCCUGCGGUUCCGGUCUGCUGUGCGUGCUCAGGGUAUCGAACACCUCCUUCCUUUCAAGAACUGGACGUACCCCUACGGCCCUAUCUGCGCCGUUGGGUUAAACAUCGUUCUUGUUCUUGUUCAAGGCUGGACGUGCUUCAGCCCGCAUUUCAAGGGUGUCGAUUUCGUGUCUUAUUAUAUCGAGAUCCCUAUCAUGCUUGUCAUGUUCUUGGGUUGGAAGCUAGUCAAGAGGACUAGCUUUGUGAGGAAGUCGCAGAUGGAUCUUCUUACAGAUCGGUAUGAUCCGACUCAGGAGGAUGGGUAUGAUGAGCAGGAGGGCCAGAUCACCGAGAAGAGGAAAGGUCUUUGGGCUAAGGCUCAGCGAUUCGGUCAAUGGGUGUUUCUCUAA